AUGAGUUACGCCAGAUCUAUCAUUCCUCAGCAGGCCGGUAACAAUAUCGGUGUUGGCACCAACAACAAGGCUCUGACGCUCAGUGCGAAGGUGCUUCGUAAAAUUGUGGAUCCAUCAAGCGGCAUGAUACGUUUUACCUCCCUUGAUUUCUUCUCUGGUACCCAGAGAGUUUGUAGUUUUCUCCCUGACGCAGACUAUGAGGUUCCAAUUGUGACCUAUGUUGAUUACUGGUGUACUCGUGUCUGUGAGGAGUCUCAGAUUGUUACACUUGUUGCUGAUGAUGGCACCAUUAAGGAAGAUAUAAGGACUGGACUCAAGCUCGGUAGGAAAGUUAUUGUCACUGUCGCGUCUGCAAUGGGGGAUAAGGAAAUCCAUAUCUUGGAGAAUGUGAGAAUGCCUGAGAAGUUUUCAGACAGAUGGUUUCUUGUGGUGUGCCUUGUGCUGCCUAUUAUGACAUACAACAUUCAGUUAGAUGGUCUUUGUAAUAAUGGGAAGCUAGAGAAAGCUUUGGCUCAGAUAAUGGAUUAG
Molecule: messenger RNA, 528 nt
Organism: Arabis nemorensis
Lineage: Eukaryota; Viridiplantae; Streptophyta; Magnoliopsida; Brassicales; Brassicaceae
Source: the annotation of a GenBank genome assembly